UUGGCUCCGCUUCGCUGGCUCCCGGCUGGCUCUUCCCCUGCCCGCAGCCUGUGGUUUGCGGAGUCGUUUCCCUGUCGCCCUUGCCCGGUCCGCUGGGUCGCCAGCCGCUAGGCGCCUGCGCGGACGGCGGGCGUCGUCACCAUGGCAGCACCCGCUGGAGGCCCAGGAUCGUGGAGUGAAAAUAUAUUGGAAUAUUUUCUGAGAAAUAACCAGAUUACCACAGAAGAUGGCGCUGAGAUCACCUGGUAUCAUGCAGCUAACCACAAGGCACAAAUGAAUGAGGCACUGAAAAGUACCGCUCACAUGAUAGAGGCUGAUGUCCUUCUUCCAAGUGAUGGGGCAGAGCACCGCCAGCCAAUUAUGGCCCAUCCCCCUGAAACAAACAGUGAUAAUACGUUACAGGAGUGGCUGACUGAAGUUACGAAAAGCAAUAAAGGCAUCAAGCUGGAUUUCAAGAGUCUGGCAGCUGUAGAACCAUCCAUGAUGCUCUUGAAAAAUAUGAAGAGGCAUCUGAAGCGUCCUGUAUGGAUUAAUGCUGAUAUUCUUCCUGGUCCAAAUGGAAAUAGCAAAGUAAUAGAUGCAAAACCAUUUUUAGACACCGUGACAUCCUUCUUUCCAGAUGUGACGUUUUCCCUGGGUUGGACAACAGGAUGGCAUCCAGAGAAAGUCAAUGAAGGGUACAGCUGGACCAUGGUGAAAGAGAUGGAAUAUAUAUGUAAUGAACUAAGUCAGCCUGUAACGUUCCCUGUCAGAGCAGCAUUAGUCAGGCAGUCUUGUUCUCAGUUACUUUGGCUGUUAAAGAAAUCAAACAGGUACAGCCUGACUGUUUGGACCGGAAAAAAUGAUAACUAUUCCAUUGAAGAUUUACUUUACAUUAGAGACCAUUUUGACAAAAACCAAGUUUUCUAUGACAUCUUGGAACCACAAAACCAUGAAUUUAAACAAGCCAUUGGAAUCAAAGUUAAUCUCUAAGAAGAUUCUCCUCAAUUAUUUUCUGUGUUUUGGUUUCAUAAUCCUUCUCUGCAUUGGUCUGAAUUAAUUACCAUGGUUAUUGGUCUAUGUUCCAAGUCAUCUAAUCAAGAAACACUUAUUAUGUGCUUGCUUUGUGGGCAUAUGUCCUUAUAAUAGUGCACUUACAUACAAGAUUUGGAAAGAAGAGAUUUCCACAUGUAAGCCGAGUCUAAUAAUAAUUCAGGAAAACGAUACUCUGCACCCCUUUAUAAAAAGUAGUUUUGAUAAACUGAAGAUAUUUGGCAGAAUCUGUAUGUCAUAAAACAGAUAUAGAUGACAUUUUCUUGGCACUUGCAUUGCAGAGAUUAUGAAAAAGAUGGCACUUUUCCUUUUUCCUAGAAAACUGGUUAUUUCAGAGAUAAUCAAAAAGGAAGAGGGCUCUUCAAAUGUUUUUAAUUUUCACAGGGGUGAGCAGCUGUCUCAUAUCAAGAUCUAUUAAUCUGCUUCCUGAAACUAUAAAUUAGAUCUAGAAUUUCCAUAUGAUUGGGAAGCAU
Molecule: messenger RNA, 1505 nt
Organism: Saimiri boliviensis boliviensis (Bolivian squirrel monkey)
Lineage: Eukaryota; Metazoa; Chordata; Mammalia; Primates; Cebidae
Gene: FAM151B
Product: family with sequence similarity 151 member B
Source: RefSeq, a predicted model, not a curated record